ACCUUCUAAAGAUGGCUGACUUAUGUUGUUGACGGUUGACUUGAGAAGUAUAAUGUCAUGUUCCUGUCGUUAUCACUGGCUGUUGUUAUUCCCGCUAGCCUAAUGUUUUGGUUAAUCAGUCUGUUUUAUCAGACAAUCAACAGAGACUAUGCGGCCCCUGCCCCCUGGAGGUGGUUAGUGGCAGCCAUUGCUCCGGUUCUCAUUGCACUGUAUGGGUUGAGGAAGAGGAGCCUGGAUGUGGCCGGUGCUGUGGCAGGGUUGUUAGUUGGAUUCAUCCUGACACUCAGCAGUCUGUGUUUCUUCUCUGCCCUGCUGGUUUUCUUCCUGGCAGGGUCAAAGGUUACCAAACUCAGAGCUCACCAGAAAAAGAAAUUUGAGGAAGAUUACAAGGAAGGUGGUCAGCGGAACUGGCUGCAGGUGAUGUGUAACGGUGGUGUAGCCUCACUGUUUGCUAUCCUGUACCUGCUCGAGGUUGGCUGUGCGGAGAAGACAUUUGACUUCUCCAGAAGAUACUCCUCAACGUGGUGGGCUGCCAGUGUACUAGGAUCACUGGCUUGUUGUUGUGGGGACACAUUUGCUUCUGAAGUCGGAACAGUGUUUGGUCAUUCAAAACCAUGGCUUGUGACCAACUUCCAGAGGGUGCCAAGAGGCACUAAUGGCGGUGUGACAUUUACUGGAACCCUGAGCAGCAUUUUCGGAGGGUUUAUUGUUGGAGUAGCCUACUAUGUGGCCUUGCUGCUGUGUACUACAGAGCUGUCCUUGAGUGACAGUCCCCCCCAGUGGCCCAUCCUCCUCCUCGCCACAUCUGCAGGCUUCGUGGGGUCCAUCAUAGACUCCUACCUGGGUGCUCUGCUUCAGUUCUCAGGGUACGACCGGCGGCGUGCUUGUAUCGUGGAACACCCGGGGCCCCAUGUGGAACACAUUAGCGGCUACGCAGUCCUUGACAACCAUGGUGUCAACCUCCUUUCUUCACUCCUCACGGGAAUUAUCUCCCCUUACAUUGCCUGGCAACUGUGGCUGCAUGUCACAUGACGUGAUAUAUCAUCACCAAACAGAAAUCAUUGAAACAAAAGUGAUGAGGAUCUCCCUGAAUAUGUGACCUAAGAUUGACCUUGAAAGUCACAUGAUCACAAUAUACGUCUUGGUACAUCUAAUUCAUCUUCCCGAAGCAAGGGAGUUAACUGACUAUAAAAGUUCAGUUUCCACCCUUGCCGGACUAGGCUGGAAUUUCUGGGCUCGCUAGUACCACCACCACCAGUGGCUAGUAUGAGUGAUGUCCCUUCUGUGUCCCUCCUAUUGACCAAUCAGAUUCCACCUCUCAUAUCACUUGCAUUUGCUUCAAGCAAAAUGAUCUGACAGAUAAUUAAGAUCUUUAUUGUAAUAAAAUGAGUCCUACCUCGCGAAGUGCAUCAGAUCACUUCAGCACCUUGAUUAAAAACAUAAAAUGAUCAGGAAAAUAUCUGUUGACGCAGAGUUGGCCAUACAGAUGCUUUGCAAAUACAGCAUCCACCGAAACCUGCCCCACAGUUACGAACCAGAUGUUGAUUUUGUUAAGCGAUUUUGAUUGGUCUAUGCAUAGACUCGUAAUUCCAGCCAAAAUAUAACUCCAUACAUCCAGCCUAGUACGGCAAGGGUGGAAACUGGACUUUCAUAGUCAGUUAACUUCCUUGCCUGGGGAAGAUGUACCUAAUUGUGCUCAGAAGGUUUACAAAAGGAUUUUAGACGUGUUCAUUUCAUAAAUCAUGUCAUUGAUUUGAUUUUAUGAAAAAGAGUUUUAGGUGUCUUAUCUUUGAUCUACUAUUUACACAGAACAAGUAUAUGGUUCGACUUGUGCAAUUCUGUUUAAUUUGUUCUAUCAUGCCAUGCACUUAUAAACACUACUGCACGCCUCAUUCACCUUAUCUACAGCCUUAGAAAUUCAUCUUGUUUUCAUGUUCCAGAUGACUAUGUAAGCCUUAUUUCACUAGUCCUCUGUGUUUGUAGCUGGUCCUGCUUGAAUCAGGCACAAAACUUGUAUUCAUUUCCAGAUGGGGGGCGGGGUGGUCGGGUAGCCUAGUGGUUAAAGCGUUCGCUCCUCACGCCGAAGACCCGGGUUCGAUUCCCGACAUGGGUACAAUGUGUGAAGCCCAUU
Haliotis rufescens (red abalone) is the source of this 2131-nucleotide messenger RNA. RefSeq names its product transmembrane protein 19-like. Bases 58 to 1032 code for a protein of 324 amino acids. Lineage: Eukaryota; Metazoa; Mollusca; Gastropoda; Lepetellida; Haliotidae. The record is from RefSeq and is a predicted model, not a curated record. The transcript is spliced from 6 exons. Gene Ontology annotation, cellular component: membrane.